Messenger RNA from Pseudovirgaria hyperparasitica, 838 nucleotides. RefSeq lists its product as uncharacterized. The record is from RefSeq and is a predicted model, not a curated record. Lineage: Eukaryota; Fungi; Ascomycota; Dothideomycetes; Acrospermales; Acrospermaceae. Bases 74 to 667 code for a protein of 197 amino acids. The transcript has a single exon.
CAAAGAAAGACUGUAUGGACUUAAGAUUACAGCGUUGCCUUCCUACUCGUUCAUUAAUCGAGUCCAUUUCGAUAUGCCUUCAUUCAACAUCGUCCUUGCGUGUGUUGCAGUGGCAGCUGCACGAUGUCUUGACUUUUCCACCAUCAAGUCUGCCGUUGAACCUUGGCUACCUUCCACCGACAGUCAUUCAACACAUACCAUUCAGGCACGAGCCCCUUGCGAUCCGCUUCCAAGUGGUAGUGGACCGGUCGCAUUAAUCGAUACUCCAGCCAUGUUUUCCAGCAAUACCCUGGUCCAUCUGCCCGCUCAGAUUGCUACGACCCCAACCCUAUAUACACGACAAUUUGUGGACCAAUCUGCAUCUGUCAACGCCGCGGGCUAUCUCGGAUAUGUGUUACUGGCCAGCUACGACACCGCAAAUUGCUCGGCACAGUGUAAUGCUAUUACAGGUUGUAAUGCAUUCAACAUCUAUCAUGAGCGAGACCCCUUGCAGGAGCCGGGUGCAGCGUGCAUAAAUCCGGCCAGCACGACAAACAUUAAGUGCGCAUUCUGGAGCGGUGGAAGUAGUGCGGUCAAUACCGCAAAUAACGUCAACAAUGGCCAAUUCCGGUUCUCGUUUCAAGUCCUGAUCGCUGGCUCAAAUGGGUACACGAGAAUUGGAAGUUAGAGGGUCCUUGAGGGCUUGGAAAUAAUUACGGACGCUGUGCUGCCGGACCAAUGAUGAAUAUGGAGGUGAUACAAUACUGACAUAUUAGGCUUCGUGGUCACCAUGUUUACUGGAGUGUUGUUGCCGCAUUGGAGGCUUUACAAUGCUGCUUGGUCGGCACUUGUCGCACCU